Messenger RNA from Dermatophagoides pteronyssinus (European house dust mite), 2376 nucleotides. Its product is annotated as long-chain-fatty-acid--CoA ligase 4-like. Lineage: Eukaryota; Metazoa; Arthropoda; Arachnida; Sarcoptiformes; Pyroglyphidae. The record is from RefSeq and is a predicted model, not a curated record. Gene Ontology annotation, cellular component: lipid droplet; endoplasmic reticulum; plasma membrane. Gene Ontology annotation, biological process: neuron differentiation; long-chain fatty acid metabolic process; long-chain fatty-acyl-CoA metabolic process. Gene Ontology annotation, molecular function: palmitoyl-CoA ligase activity.
AUCGACGAUAAAUUAAUUUAAUAAUUUUCUGUGUUCGUGUCGGCAAAGUCAUUCUGCAUAUCAUUGUUUGAAACCUAGUUUUUAUUAAUAUAAAUCCAAAUUUUAUUUUGUGGAAAAAAAAAUGUUUAAAGAAAAAAUUUUACCAAAAUUAAUAUUAUUAAAUACACGUUUAAUACUUGGAACAUAUACAGCAUUUACAUUACCAUUUUAUACAAUAUUUCAACGACCAUGGCGUGUAUUAUCCGCAUCCAAACAACAAUGGGCAACCAAAGAAAAAUCCGCCGAUGGACAAUAUUAUUAUUGGAAACGUUUAGGACCACCAGUUACAUUACCAAAUGAUUAUCAUCUUUGUAAUACAUUACAAGAAGUUUAUUUAAAAAUGAAAAAAUUUGAAGAUUUAGAAAAAGAUAAACUUGGUUAUCGUGAUGUUCUAUCGGCUAAAAUGAAAUAUGAUUCUAAUGGACAACCAAUUCGACAAGAUGGUCGUAUAGUUAAAGAAAUCAAAUUAGCCAAUAAAUAUACAUGGUUGAAAACAAAAGAUGUUUUCGAAAAAUUCGAAGUUAUUGGUUCUGGUUUUAAACAAUUAGGUCUUACAAGUGAUGAUCGUGUUAUAAUGUUUGCCGAUACACGUAUCGAAUGGUUUAUAUCAUCAUUUAGUUUAAUGUUAUUUCAGAUACCGAUUGCAACAUUAUUUUCCAAUCUAGGCAAAAAAGGAUUCGUGUAUGGGGUAAAUCAACAAAAAGCACGUUGUAUUGUAACAUCAUUUGAUUUACUUGAAAGAAUUCUUGAUGUUGUUGAUCAAAUACCAACCGUAGAGAAAAUUGUUUAUAUGCAAUAUAAUUUUCAAAAAGAUCAACAAUUACCAAAAUUUCCCGAUCGUAUUCAAUUAAUAUCAUUUGAUCAAUUAGAAGAAAUUGGUCGAAAAUCUUUGAUAAAAAUACCGAAAAAUCUACCAAGUAGUGAUCAAGUUUCGGUUAUAAUGUAUACAUCAGGUACAACCGGUAUACCAAAAGCAGUUUUGUUUACAAAUAAACAAUUAAUGUCGGCUAUUACUUGUUUGGCAAGUAAUGUUAUUGAAAUUGCCGAUCAAGGACCAAGACAUAGAUAUGCAUCAUUUUUACCAUUAGCACAUAGUUUAGGUUUUACAUUUGAAUGGUUUUUAUUUUGUGGUGGUGUUCAAAUUGGUUAUAGUAGCCCGUAUACAUUAACCGAUACAUCACCAGGUAAUCCACCUGGACAAUUUGGUGAUCUAAAAUUACUUCAGCCAACAACAUUAGUCAGUGUACCAUUAAUAUUGGAUCGUAUUGUUAAAGAAAUUUAUCUGAAAUUAUCAGCACGUUCACCAAUUCUUCCGCCAUUAUUUACAUAUCUGAUGCAAUAUAAAAUACGUUGGUUAAAUCGUGGUUAUCGUACGCCAUUAUUGGAUAAAAUUGUUUGUCGUCGUGUUCAAGAACAAUUCGGUGGUAAAUUAGAAUUUAUUAUCUGUGGUGGUGCAGCAUUGAAUCAAAAAACAGAAGAAAUUAUUCGUGCUGCAUUGAAUGUUAAAGUUAUGACUGGUUAUGGUCUAACUGAAACAACUGGUGGUGUAACAGGAAAAACUUUGAAUGAUAUGACAUCAGGUAUGGCUGGUGCACCAAUGGAAGGCGCCAUGAUACGUUUAAUUGAUUGGAAAGAAGGUGGUUAUUCAUUUGAUGAUAAACCAAAUCCACGUGGUGAAAUUGUUAUCGGUGGUGAUAGUGUUGCACAAGGUUAUUAUCAAUUGGAAGAUGAAACAAAUGCUGUAUUUAAAACCGAUUCGAAUGGUGUACGUUGGCUGCAUAGUGGUGAUAUUGGUGAAAUGUUUCCAAAUGGUUUAUUGAAAAUUAUUGAUCGUAAAAAAGAUUUAGCUAAAUUACCAAAUGGUGAAUAUAUAUCAUUGGGUCGUAUUGAAGGUGCUAUUAAAACAGCACCAACGGUUGAAAAUUGUUGUAUUUGUUUGCAUGAAAAAAUCAAUGAUAUUGUUGCAUUGAUAACACCAAGUGCUAAAAAAUUAAAAAUUUUAGCUGAAAAACUUAAAAAAUCCAAUUUAACUUAUGAACAAUUAUGUUCAGAUCCUCAAAUUAAUCAAGCAAUAAUGGAAGAUAUACGUGAAGUUUGUUUACAAUCUGGUUUAAGUGAAAAAGAAAUACCUAAAAAAAUUGCCAUUUGUCCGGAAGAAUGGUCACCAGAUAAUGAUCUAUUAACAUCGGCAUUUAAAUUGAAACGUAAUUCUGUUUUGAAAUAUUAUGCAAAAGAUAUUGAUAAUUUAUUUCAAUCGACAACAACAACAAAAAUGUGAAUUUUUUUUGAAAUUUUUUUUUUUUAUAGACAUUCAAUGAAUUUACUGUAAUAAUCGCA